AUGGUCUGCACCAUCGUGCAAACCAGUUCUCAAAGAUUUUUUGACAACAUAACCAACCUAAAUCAUGGGAAUUGGAACCUCCUGAAGCAAUGCUACGAAUUAGGAGGCUAUCCCAAGACAAUCCAAGUUGCAAUUAAGACAGACGAUAUCGAUCUUUUUCAAGAACUUUCAAAUUCGGCCAAUUUCUCCAUCGAUCAGCAUAUUCGUCCAUCAGUCUUUGAACCAUGCAAUUUUGUACAGAGCGAGCCGUCAUUAAUUCAAUACGCCGCGUUUUACGGGUCAUUAAGAAUUUUCAAAUUCUUGUUACUGAAUGGAGCAGAUCUCAACCAAGAGGAUGCAAACGGUACAAACUUGGCCCAGUUCGUCGUUGCAGGCGGAAACAUUGAAAUGGUCAGAAUCUGUCAACAAAGAAAAUGCGAUUUCAACGGUUGCCUCCAAGUAGCAACAAGAUUCUUCAGGUUCGAUAUAUUUGAUUGGCUACACUUCGCUUAUAUCAGCGAUCUUAACGAUAUCCCCCCCAAAUACGGAAAUGUCUUCCACGAAAGCGCCGCUUCUAACAACAUCAGACAGAUCAUGUACUGUAUAGAGAAUUCCCUUGAUUUCAACAGCUGCGCUUCAGACAAAUCCACUCCUUUGCACUUCGCCGUUAAGAAUCGCGCGAUUGAUUCCAUCAGAUUACUUAUUUCCAUUCCUUCCCUCGAUGUCAACGCGAAGGAUUCUACAGGAAACACUUCAUUGCACACAGCAGCGUUGUUUGAAGAUUCAACAAUUGUUUCUGAGUUGUUGGAAUGCCAGAGAAUAGAUAUAAACGCAGUUAACAGAUGGGGAAUGACUCCUAUACACAUUGCAGCACAAGAUGGAAAUACUGCAACUGUUUCAGCACUCAUCAAACGCCCUGAAAUCGAUAUCAACUGCAAGGAUGAGAACUUCAUGACUCCUUUGCAUUAUGCAGCACAAGAAGGAGAAUUUGAAACUGUCAGAAUUCUUUUGUCUGUGAAAGAUAUUGAUAUCAACUGCGAAGAUAACCAGGGAUUGGUUCCUUUCUCUUAUGCAGAGGCAUCAGGAAUGGAAGCUACUGCUCAGUUGAUUCAGGAUUGGAUCAAUACUUAA
Messenger RNA from Trichomonas vaginalis G3, 1110 nucleotides. Its product is annotated as spectrin binding. The coding region runs from base 1 to 1110 and encodes 369 amino acids. Gene Ontology annotation, biological process: positive regulation of transcription by RNA polymerase II. Gene Ontology annotation, molecular function: transcription cis-regulatory region binding; protein binding. The record is from RefSeq and is a predicted model, not a curated record. Gene Ontology annotation, cellular component: nucleus. The transcript has a single exon. Lineage: Eukaryota; Parabasalia; Trichomonadida; Trichomonadidae.